Molecule: messenger RNA, 1797 nt
Organism: Dioszegia hungarica
Lineage: Eukaryota; Fungi; Basidiomycota; Tremellomycetes; Tremellales; Bulleribasidiaceae
Product: Dak1 domain-containing protein
Exons: 8
Coding region: 1-1797 (598 amino acids)
Biological process (GO): glycerol catabolic process
Cellular component (GO): cytosol
Molecular function (GO): glycerone kinase activity; ATP binding
Source: RefSeq, a predicted model, not a curated record
AUGACAGACCGUCACAUCUUCAACGACCACACAACCCUCGUCGUCCGCUCCCUCCGCGGCCUCGUCGCGGGCCACCCUUACCUGAACCUCAUCCCCUCCCUCAAGGUCGUCUACCGCGCAGACCAUGACUCGUCCAAGGUGUCCCUCCUGUGCGGUGGUGGAUCUGGACACGAGCCUGGAACGGUCGGCUUUGUGGGUAAAGGGCUGUUGAGCGCAAGUGUUGCGGGGGACGUGUUUGCGAGCCCGUCAGCAAAGCAGGUCAGCGGGGGGAUGAAGGUGGUGCCGAGCGACAAGGGGACGAUUCUGAUCAUCACCAACUACACUGGAGACAACCUCCAUUUUGGUCUCGCUAGGCUCAUGGCCCAGUCGGCGGGGAUGAAGAACGUCGAGCUGGUCGUGGUAGGCGAUGACGUCUCGGUGCCCAAGACAAGAGGGAAGCUGGUCGGGCGCAGGUGUCUCGCAGGCAUCACUUUGGCAGUCUGCAAGAUCCUCGGAGCUGGCGCCGAGGCGGACAUGGGCUUUGAAGAGCUCGUCACUCUUGGUCGAUCCACAUCGACCAACACAGCCUCGAUCUGCGCUGCGCUGGAUCAUUGUCACGUCCCUGGCCGGACGGGGGACUGGCAGAUCCCCGAGGGGAGGGUUGAGAUCGGUCUGGGACUGCACAACGAGACGGGAGUCUUCAACAUCCCCCAGCCGAGCGCAGAAGAGUUCAUUACCAAGCUCCUGGACUUGCUAUUGAACCAAGAUGACCCUGAGCGAUCAUACGUCAAGUUCAAAGACGGGGAUGAGCUCGUCCUCCUCGUCAACAACCAGGGAGGCAUGAGUGCGCUCGAGAUGGGCGCAGUAGCAGACGAGACAUUGACACAGCUUGAAUCACGCGGCAUAGUCCCCAAGCGAAUCUUUACCGGCCCCUUCAUGGGCUCCAUGAACAUGCCUGGAGUCUCCCUCUCCCUGCUCAACCUCACCAACAUCGCCGAGGAGUGCAGCUUCACUUCGACGGCGCACCUCCUUGAGCUGAUUGAUGCGCCGCACAAUACCCCCGGAUGGCCAGCGACGCAGAACAUGUACCCUGUACCUGCGAAUUUGGCGUCAAGGAAGCGGGCGGACCAGUUUAUUGAGGUGGAGAAGGAGGAGAAGUUGGUGCAUACUGGCGGACCCAAGCUGAUCGUGGACGCCAAGGCGUUCCGGGAAGCUAUGAAGGUGGCGUCGGACGAUACUAUCGCUCUUGAACCCGACUUGACGAGAUGGGACACGAUCGUCGGCGAUGGUGAUUGCGGAGAGACAUGCGCCCAGGGUGCACAGGCGACACUUGGAGCACUCAAAGCCGGUCUUGGGGAGGAUGGUGAUCUUGUCAAUCUCUUCCGAGAACUGACCGACAUCAUCGAUGAUGCCUGCGGAGGUACCCUUGGCGCAAUCUUCUCCAUCUUCCUCGCGGGGUUCACCACCUCGCUCAUCGACUCUGUUUCGGCCGACCCAUCCCUCAAAGCCACACCCGCCUUCUUUGGCGAGACUGCCCUCCGAGCCCUCGAAGCGCUCAAGCAGCGCACAGCAGCCCGUGUGGGUCAUCGCACAGUCAUGGACUCGCUCAUUCCCUUUGCCGAGUCCUUGGCGUCGACGGGCGACUUGAAGCAGGCGGCAGCAGCAGCGAGAAAGGGCGGGGAGGCGACCAAGGACAUGACGGCCAAGCUGGGGCGAGCGACCUAUGUCGGUGAUAGGGCAGACAGGGAUAUGCCGCCUGAUCCGGGAGCGAUGGCGCUUGUUGCUGUGGUGGAGGGGUUGGCGAAGGUUCUUGGUUGA